UAAUAAGGAGUCGCUACACAGCCUUGUUAAAUUUGCCUUCACGCAGAAAUUGUUCCUUUUCGUUCGCGACACACGUUCGCCGACGAUUUCGUUUUAUUGUGUUUCUCGUGUUUGUUUGUUUUUUAUUUCUUUUUUGUUUUAUUUUCUUAAUGCGCGCCUAUCCCGACGGUAGUUGCAUCCGCACUCGGUAUGCAAGUAUACGACAUUGUAUAUGAUUUCUGUUAUAAUUAACGUUUUGUUGAUUGUACCACUUGUACUGUACUUCUUGAUGGAAUAAAACAUUUUUAUGAUAUUCCUACGAGUCUUUGAGAAAGAUGACUGUUUUAUUUUCAUGUACUUGAUGUAUUAAACACCCGUUGCUAGCUCUACUGGACAAUCGGACACGCAACUUGGUUUGCCGAUAUGCAAGCCGAGCACGUAAAGGAGAUUCACGCGCGAGCUUGUGCUCCUCAGGGUCAGGUGACGGGAAUAACUCAUGAUACGAAGAUGAUCAAGGCGGAGGCCAGUUUGGAGGAUGUAUGUUCAAUAAUGAUGGUAGAGUCCAAAGAAUUCAGCUAUGAGGAAGAGAGACCAUUGAACCCGAGGAAGAACCGUAGCGAAUCCAUGCGAGGCGACAUCGAGAGGCAUACAUGCACGCGGUGCUUCAAAAGUUACAUACAUGCGUGGCACUUAAAAAGGCACAUGAAAUUCGAAUGCGGCCAGGAACCGAGAGUCCAAUGUCCUUAUUGCACUAUCAAGAUGAAACAACGUGGCCAUGUUUAUAGACAUAUCCGUCAGUGCCAUCGGGGCAAGAAGGUCUUUGUGAUCGAUCUCAACUGAGACUCACAAAGAGCGAUGAAGAAUUGAACUCUUGAAUAUAUAUACAGUGCAAUGUUUCUUUUUCUUUGUUAUUUAUGUAUUGUUUAUCUUUUUUUUAAUAUAUCUUACAUUAGUUUGAAAGUUUUUGAAUCUUUCUUCGUGGACUAUUUGAUUCCAAGUAAUUAUUUAUAUGAGUUGAUUUUGUGUGUAAUUUCCGACGGGCAUUGUGACAGAGAAGCUGCCUUUUUACUGUGUUUUCAAACCUCUUUGUCGAUCAUUUACAGUAUUACAGUACUGAUGCUGACAUGUCUAGUCAUUAUAAUUAAAAUUUGGACGUGAACAAAUGCUAAAUUAUGAUUUGCAGAAAUUAAUUUUAUUCAUACACUGUGUUAUCCUGUAUCUUGUCUCAUUUUCCCAGAAAACGAGAAAAACGACAAAUAAAAUAUAAUAUUUUCGUAUUUAA
Ooceraea biroi (clonal raider ant) is the source of this 1261-nucleotide messenger RNA. RefSeq names its product longitudinals lacking protein, isoforms F/I/K/T. Lineage: Eukaryota; Metazoa; Arthropoda; Insecta; Hymenoptera; Formicidae. The record is from RefSeq and is a predicted model, not a curated record.